AUGCCAAACUCAAUGAUGAUCUUUAGCGACCGCAUCGUCCCUAUCAACCGCCCAUCUUCAAUCAUUGACUCUGCCACUACGAGCACCCAAGAAAUCUAUUGCCAUGAUUCUCCAUCAUCAACAACCGUCAAAUCAUCGAGAAGCAUACCGAUCUCGGAUCGACUGACAAAGACCGCGUCAGAGAUUCAGUUGUGUCGAGAUCAACAGACAGCCGAGCGCCUCGACUAUGAAUUCUAUUCUCGGGUUGUCUCGGGGAUCUCACAGUCUCAGUGCACGAGUAAAAGUUGGCAAUGCCGACAAGAAAACCAAAUGUGUUUGCUGAACAUUAUGCAAACUCGAACGAAUGAAACACCAAAGAAAGUCGAAGAAGAAGUGGAAGACGAAUGGGCAAUAGGGCAUAGUCUAGAGGAAACGCCCUGUGACGAGAAUCUGAUUUUGAAUAUAGCAUCAGAGGCAACCAACUUGUCCAUGCCGGAUGAUGACGAUGAGAUCUUUGAGAUGGAAUUGUAA
Cylindrotheca closterium is the source of this 510-nucleotide messenger RNA. NCBI's taxonomy places the organism in Eukaryota, Bacillariophyta, Bacillariophyceae, Bacillariales, Bacillariaceae. The record is from the annotation of a GenBank genome assembly.